This is a messenger RNA of Brassica oleracea var. oleracea, 2294 nucleotides long. RefSeq names its product pentatricopeptide repeat-containing protein At5g39980, chloroplastic. The transcript has a single exon. The record is from RefSeq and is a predicted model, not a curated record. The coding region runs from base 110 to 2143 and encodes 677 amino acids. Gene Ontology annotation, molecular function: protein binding. NCBI's taxonomy places the organism in Eukaryota, Viridiplantae, Streptophyta, Magnoliopsida, Brassicales, Brassicaceae.
UGUGUUGAAAACGGCGUCGAAGAGUUGACAACGUUUUUGGGGUCAUAUAUGAAAAGAUAACGUUGCUUUUUGCGAAAGGUUUUGGUUUGCUGCUCUUCCUAGGUGGAAGAUGUACAUAGACAUCUGCUCAUCAUCAUCUCCUUCUCUUCCAUCAAUACCCUUAACCAGACCUCAUAUUUACACCUCCAUACCCUUCUUCACCAUACCUCCUGAAUCAACACAACAUCGCAGUCUCAUCUUCACAGUCUCUGCUUCUUCCUCAUCAUCUUCACAAUCUACAGAAACUAAAAACGUAUGGAGAAAACAACCAGAGAAGUCAACAUCGUUGAAGAAACAUCGGAGGUACCAAAGAUCCACCUUUCUCGACCACAAAGUCGACAUGGACGAGCUUCUAGCUUCAAUUCACCAAACCCAUAACGAGGAAGAGCUUUUCUCUCUCCUCUCUUUGUACAAAGACAGACAAUUGUCUAUACGCUUCAUGGUCUCGCUUCUUUCCCGAGAACAAGACUGGCAGAGAUCACUCGCCUUGCUCGAUUGGGUUCACGACGAAGCUAAGUAUACACCUUCCGUGUUCGCCUACAACGUCGUUCUCCGAAACGUGUUGAGAGCUAAGCAAUUCGACAUUGCACACGGACUGUUCGACGAAAUGCGUCAGAGACCUCUUGCUCCCGAUAGGUAUACUUACUCGACGCUUAUUACUUCGUUUGGUAAAGAAGGUAUGUUCGAUUCGGCUUUGUCUUGGCUUCAGAAGAUGGAACAGGACCGUGUUUCUGGUGAUCUCGUCUUGUACAGUAACCUCAUUGAGUUGUCUAGGAGGCUUUGUGAUUACUCUAAGGCUAUUUCGAUCUUCUCGAGGUUGAAGAAGUCCGGUAUUACGCCUGAUCUCGUUGCGUAUAAUUCGAUGAUUAAUGUUUAUGGAAAGGCUAAGUUGUUCAAAGAAGCUCGUUUGCUUAUGAAUGAGAUGAAGGAAGCUGGUGUGGAACCAAACACAGUUAGUUACUCAACUCUUUUGAGUGUUUAUGUGGAGAACCAGAAGUUUCUUGAAGCUUUGUCCGUUUUUGCAGAGAUGAAAGAGGUGAAUUGUCCAUUGGAUCUCACGACUUGUAAUGUAAUGAUUGAUGUUUAUGGUCAGCUUGACAUGGUGAAAGAAGCUGAUAGGUUGUUUUGGAGUAUGAGGAAAAUGGAUAUUGAACCAAACGUUGUUAGCUACAACACGAUCCUCCGUGUUUAUGGUGAAGCUGAGCUUUUCGGUGAAGCAAUUCAUCUUUUCAGGUUGAUGCAGAGGAAAGACAUUGAGCAGAACGUUGUUACUUACAACACAAUGAUUAAGAUCUAUGGGAAGACUCUGGAGCACGAAAAGGCAACGAAUCUCGUUCAGGAGAUGCAGAGCAGAGGAAUCGAACCUAACGCCAUUACAUACUCAACGAUUAUCUCAAUAUGGGGCAAAGCUGGUAAACUAGACCGAGCUGCAACGCUGUUUCAGAAACUGAGGAGCUCAGGUGUUGAAAUUGACCAAGUUCUGUAUCAGACAAUGAUCGUGGCUUACGAAAGAGUUGGUCUAAUGGGUCAUGCUAAGCGUCUGCUACAGGAGUUAAAGCGUCCUGAUAACAUACCUAGAGAAACCGCUAUCACCAUUCUUGCUAAAGCUGGGAGAAUAGAAGAGGCCACGUGGGUUUUCCGACAAGCUUUUGAUUCUGGGGAGGUAAAAGACAUAUCUGUUUUUGGCUGUAUGAUCAAUCUUUACUCGAGAAACCAAAGGUACGUGAAUGUUAUUGAAGUGUUUGAGAAAAUGAGAAGCGCUGGUUAUUUUCCGGAUUCAAACGCGAUAGCUAUAGUGUUGAACGCUUAUGGGAAACAAAGAGAGUUCGAAAAGGCGGAUACGGUUUACAGAGAGAUGCAAGAGGAAGGAUGUGUUUUUCCUGAUGAAGUUCAUUUCCAGAUGCUGAGUUUAUACUCGUCCAAGAAAGAUUUUGAGAUGGUUGAAUCUUUGUUUGAGAGAUUGGAGUCUGAUCCUAACAUCAAUAGUAAGGAGUUGCAUUUGGUUGUGGCGGCUUUGUAUGAGAGAGCAGAUAAACUAAACGAUGCUUCAAGAGUCAUGAAUCGAAUGAGAGAACGAGGACUUCUAAAGCCCUUUUCUAGAUGAGAUCAUGUAACAUGCUUCGUCUUGUGUUAACUUGAGUAAAACAAUCUGGAUGUUUGUCGGCUUCAGUUUUACACUUAUUUAUGAUUUUAAUUUGUUGAUUAGAUUAUCCAGAGACCAGAAGCACUAACAACGGGACCCAGUAAUUUAUUUA